CUGGGUGUGGUUCUCAUGCCUGAAGGUGCCCGGAGCACCCUGGAGACACGAGGAAGCUCAGACCUCUGGGCUCCUACCCAUGGAUACGCAGCAGCAGAUCUGGGGAGUAAACCUUGGAAACCACCUCAGUUUCCAGGGAGGCUGAGGCUGCCGCCCCUGUGUCAAGGACCGCACCUUGGCUACAGCAGCUCUGCUCCAAGGGGCUCCACGUCCUUCAGCAUCACAGCCUCCCCAGAAGUUGUUGUAGAUGUCAUCCAUGGUCCUCCAUCCAAGAAGAGUACCACGGGGGCCUCCAAAUGGCCUCUGGACCCCAAGCUGGAGGUGACCCUACAGAUGAAAGCAGCCAGCAGUAGGAUAGAUGACCAGAAGGUUCGAAUUUCCUAUUACGGACCCAAGACCUCAUCAACCCAAGCCCUGCUCUACCUCACCGGGGUGGAACUCUCCCUGAGUGCGGAUGUCACCCGCACUGGCAAAGCGAAGCCAGCCCCAGCUGGGAAGGAUCAGAGCACCUGGACCUGGGGCCCGGACGGUCACGGCGCCAUCCUGUUGGUGAACUGUGACAAGGAGGAUCCCAAGUCCUCCGGAAUGGACUUCGAGGACGACAAGGUCUUAGACAACAAAGACCUGCAGGACAUGUCACCAAUGACCCUAAGCACGAAGACUCCCAAAGACUUCUUUGACAAGUAUCAGUUGGUGCUGCAGGUGCCGAAGGCCAAGAUGAACAAAGUGAGAGUCUUCCGGGCCACACGGGGCAAACUGCCAUCCAGAUACAAGGUGGUCCUAGGACCACAGCAGUUCUCCCACCGCCUAGAGCUGCUGGGCGGCCAGCACAGCACGGACUUCUAUGUGGAAGGCCUUGCUUUCCCUGACGCCGACUUCAAGGGGCUCAUUCCCCUAACGAUCUCCCUGUUGGACAAAUCUAACCCGGAGCUCCCUGAAGCCCUGGUGUUCCAAGACACCGUGAUGUUCCGUGUGGCCCCCUGGAUCAUGACGCCCAACACUCAGCCCCCCCAGGAGGUAUACGUGUGCAGGUUUUCCGACAAUGAAGACUUCCUAAAGUCACUGGCUACUUUCACCAAGAAAGCCAAGUGCAAACUGACUGUGUGCCCAGAGGAGGAAAAUCAAGAUGACCAGUGGAUGCAGGAUGAAAUGGAGAUUGGCUACAUACAGGCCCCCCACAAGACGCUGCCUGUGGUCUUUGACUCCCCGAGGGACAGAGGCCUGAAGGAUUUCCCUGUCAAACGAGUCAUGGGUCCAAAUUUUGGCUAUGUGACCCGAGGGCUCUAUAGAGCAGAGGUCACUGGGCUGGAUGCCUUUGGGAACCUGGAGGUGAGUCCCCCAGUCACUGUCAGAGGGAAGGAAUACCCACUGGGCAGGAUUCUCAUCGGGAGCAGCGGUUAUUCCAGCAGUGAGAGCCGGGACAUGCACCAGAUCCUGCAGGACUUCCUGGGUGCCCAGCAGGUGCAGGCCCCUGUGAGACUCUUCUCCGAUUGGCUCUUUGUGGGUCACGUGGAUGAGUUCUUGAGCUUCGUCCCGGCACGGGGCAAGCAGCAGGGCUUUCGGCUGCUACUGUCCAGCCCCAGAGCUUGCUACCAGAUGUUCCAGGAGCUGCAGACCGAGGGCCACGGGGAGGCAUCACUGUUCGAAGGACUCAAGAGGAAAAGGCAGACAAUCAGUGACAUUCUGUCCAGCCAGAAACUAAGAGACCAGAAUGCCUACGUGGAGAGCUGUAUUGACUGGAACCGUGAGGUGCUGAAGCGAGAGUUGGGCCUGACGGAGGGCGACAUCAUUGAUAUACCCCAGCUCUUCAGGAUUGUGGGAAACUCCAGAGGGAACCCGAAGGCUGAGGCCUUCUUCCCAAACAUGGUGAACAUGCUGGUACUGGGCAAGCACCUGGGCAUCCCCAAGCCCUUUGGGCCCAUCAUCAACGGCCGCUGCUGCCUGGAGGAGAAGGUGUGCUCCCUGCUGGAGCCGCUGGGUCUGCACUGCACCUUCAUCAACGACUUCUACAGCUAUCACAUGUACCACGGAGAGGUUCACUGUGGCACCAACGUGCGCAGGAAGCCCUUCGCCUUCAAGUGGUGGCACAUGGUUCCCUGAGUCACCGCUCCUGGCAGCCUCCCUCGAGGACUGCCCUGGCUCCCUGCAGGGAGAUACAGUGAGAGAUCUGGGGCCUUGGGGCUUCCCUAGAGGUGGCUACCCCUCCCUGCUGUGAGUUGCUUUGCUUCACCCACAUCUGGCUCCUGUCCCACCUCUGUAUGUCCUAAAAUGGUCCUUGCAUAGCAAACUCAGUCCUGCUUAGAGAUGCUGCAAUAAAGAUGUGGUUUUGUAUCUUUA
Molecule: messenger RNA, 2337 nt
Organism: Rattus norvegicus (Norway rat)
Lineage: Eukaryota; Metazoa; Chordata; Mammalia; Rodentia; Muridae
Gene: Padi4
Product: peptidyl arginine deiminase 4
Cellular component (GO): cytoplasm; nucleus
Molecular function (GO): protein-arginine deiminase activity; calcium ion binding
Source: RefSeq, a predicted model, not a curated record